AUGACACUAGGAACAAUAUCUCCAUCAUGGCAACAUGCAUUUUUUAAAGUACUUGGUGUAUUUGUUUCAAUAGUCGCUUCUCUCGCUUGGUUAACAACUAUCGUUACUUUAUUUAGUUUAUGGGCAGAAGAUGAUUUUGUUCGAUAUGAAUCUGACGAUGGUGAAGUAGUAUAUAUAUCUAAUGUUGGUGCUCGACACAAAUCAGUAUUCAUCGUUGGUACAGCGAUUACAGGGAUAUUAUUUGUUUUGACAUUGAUUUUUACUAAACUUUGUUUCGAUAAAGAAAAUAGACGACGAUUUAAGAGAAGUAUUUCAAUGGCGUCAAUUAUAUUUGGUAUCCUUUCUGGUAUAUCGCUUAGUCUUCUAGCAAUUUUGGAUUCAGUUAAUUAUAAAAUCGCACAUUAUACAUUUACGGGGUUAUUCAUUGCAUUUACUCUUCUUUCGGCGAUUUUUUCUAUUGUUUAUCGAUUUUCCCGAAAUGAAGUUAAUGUAGCGGUAAACAUCCGAGUAGUAUUUGUUUCUAUGGUAACUCCUUUGGUAAUUACUUUUGUUGUCAUGAGUUUAAUCAAACGAUCGGAUAAUCAAACACAAUUAAAAUCCGUAGCAGCUUCGAUUGAAUGGUCUAUUGCUAUAUUUUUUGUCUCAUAUUUAGCUGUAUUUGCUCUUGAUCUUUUACUCAGUAUUAAUCAUGAUUUAAAUAUUUGA
Molecule: messenger RNA, 705 nt
Organism: Rotaria socialis
Lineage: Eukaryota; Metazoa; Rotifera; Eurotatoria; Philodinida; Philodinidae
Source: the annotation of a GenBank genome assembly